CGGGAGCAAUGCGGACAGCGGCCUGAGAACGCGCUAAAGCACUCCGAGCCGUGGACCAUGCCGCGUCGCUGCAGCGGGGAGGGGGGCAAGCCAGAUUUUUUUUGACAUAAAAGCAAGCCAGCCAAAUAUAUAUAAUUUCACCCUUCACGGAGCCGGUGUGUAAAGAGUGAGCGCUGUUUUCCUUCUCCUCCUCCUCUGCCUCCUCCUCUGCCGCCUCCUCCUCCUCCUCUCCCUCCUCCUCCUCCCUAAGUGUACAGACAGCAUCACAUCACCUGGUUUGCUUCUGAGAAACAGCAUCUCUCCUUUUCAGGGACCAGAGACUCAGAGAGAGGGGACAUUCUAAUGGAGUCUGCUUGAUCACCCCAAUAUCAAAUAAUAAAUUUUGACUCUCGUCCCCUCCUCCCACCCCCUCCCCUCAACCCCGUGUGAGAUGUUGGGUUUCUUCUUCACGAGACAUUGGUGAGAAGUCGCAGUGGUUGGAGAGGCGUAGUGGGUAGACUACCUCUACUCCCCCCCCGCCCCCCUUUUUUCUCUCUGGGAGGAGGAGGAGGGGAAGGGGGGUUGCAGAGCAAGCGAUGGAUGAGGAAAACAUGACGAAAAGCGAGGAGCAGCAGCCUCUGAGUUUGCAAAAAGCCCUACAGCAGUGCGAGCUGGUUCAAAACAUGAUAGACUUGAGCAUCUCAAACCUGGAAGGACUUAGGACCAAAUGUGCUACCUCCAACGACCUCACACAGAAAGAAAUCCGGACCCUGGAGAGCAAGCUGGUGAAGUACUUCAGCCGGCAGCUGUCCUGCAAAAAGAAGGUGGCCCUGCAGGAGCGCAACGCCGAGCUGGAUGGCUUCCCCCAGCUCCGACACUGGUUCCGGAUCGUCGAUGUGCGCAAGGAAGUCCUGGAGGAAAUCUCCCCUGGCCAGCUGAGCCUGGAGGAGCUGCUGGAGAUGACUGAUGAGCAGGUGUGCGAGACCGUGGAGAAGUAUGGAGCCAACCGCGAGGAGUGCGCCCGCCUCAACGCCUCCCUGACCUGCCUCAGGAACGUGCACAUGUCAGGAGGCAACCUUUCCAAACAAGACUGGACCAUCCAGUGGCCUACCACGGAGACCGGGAAGGAGAACAAUCCUGUGUGCCCCCCGGAGCCGACCCCGUGGAUCCGCACCCAUCUUUCCCAGAGCCCCAGGGUCCAGGCCAAGUGUGUCCAGCACUACUGUCACACCAACCCCACUCCAGGGGCUCCUGUGUACACCCACGUGGACAGGCUCACUGUGGACGCCUACCCAGGCCUGUGCCCACCACCGCCACUGGAGUCUGGCCACCGAUCCUUGCCCCCAUCACCCCGACAGCGGCACACAGUCCGCACCCCGCCGCGCACCCCCAAUAUUGUCACUACCGUGACGCCACCUGGCACGCCGCCCAUGAGGAGAAAGAACAAGCUGAAGCCGCCGGGGACUCCGCCGCCCUCCUCCCGAAAGCUGAUCCACUUGAUCCCAGGCUUCACGGCUUUGCAUCGGAGCAAAUCGCACGAGUUCCAGUUGGGGCACCGCGUGGACGAGGCCCACACGCCCAAAGCCAAGAAGAAGAGCAAACCCCUGAACCUCAAGAUCCACAGCAGUGUGGGCAGCUGUGAGAACAUUCCUUCUCAGCAGCGCUCCCCGCUCCUGUCCGAGCGCUCCCUCCGCUCCUUCUUCGUGGGACAUGGCCCCUUCCUGCCCUCCACCCCUCCUGUCCACACGGAGGCCGGCUUCUCUGCAAACACGCUGUCAGUGCCGCGCUGGUCCCCGCAGAUCCCUCGCAGAGACCUGGGCAACUCCAUCAAGCACAGGUUUUCCACCAAGUACUGGAUGUCUCAGACAUGCACAGUCUGUGGGAAGGGAAUGCUUUUUGGCCUCAAGUGUAAAAACUGCAAGUUAAAGUGCCACAACAAAUGCACCAAAGAAGCCCCACCCUGCCAUCUCCUGAUCAUCCACCGAGGAGAUCCAGCAAGGUUGGUCCGGACAGAGUCAGUCCCAUGCGACAUCAACAAUCCUCUACGGAAGCCACCCCGGUAUUCGGACCUGCACAUCAGUCAGACGCUCCCCAAAACCAAUAAAAUCAACAAGGACCACAUCCCUGUCCCUUACCAGCCAGACUCCAGCAGCAACCCCUCGUCCACAACAUCUUCUACGCCCUCCUCGCCAGCGCCCCCGCUUCCUCCCAGCGCCACACCGCCUUCUCCUCUCCACCCUUCCCCACAGUGCACAAGGCAGCAGAAGAACUUCAACCUGCCAGCAUCUCACUAUUACAAAUAUAAGCAGCAGUUCAUCUUCCCAGAUGUGGUGCCAGUGCCGGAGACGCCGACUCGGGCACCCCAGGUCAUCCUACAUCCAGUGACCUCGAAUCCAAUCUUGGAAGGAAAUCCAUUACUUCAAAUUGAAGUGGAGCCAACCUCGGAGAAUGAAGAGGGCCACGAUGAGGCUGAGGAGUCAGAGGAUGACUUUGAGGAGAUGAACUUGUCUCUCCUCUCAGCCCGGAGUUUCCCUCGCAAGGCCAGCCAGACCAGCAUCUUCCUUCAGGAGUGGGACAUCCCCUUUGAGCAGCUAGAGAUUGGCGAGCUCAUUGGAAAGGGCCGCUUUGGGCAGGUGUACCACGGUCGCUGGCAUGGGGAGGUGGCCAUCCGGCUAAUUGACAUCGAGAGGGACAAUGAGGACCAGCUGAAGGCCUUCAAGCGGGAGGUGAUGGCCUACAGGCAGACACGGCAUGAAAACGUGGUUCUCUUCAUGGGCGCCUGCAUGAGCCCGCCCCACCUGGCUAUCAUCACCAGCCUCUGUAAGGGACGGACACUCUAUUCUGUGGUGAGGGAUGCCAAGAUCGUCUUGGAUGUCAACAAAACCAGGCAGAUCGCCCAGGAAAUUGUGAAGGGCAUGGGCUACCUCCAUGCCAAGGGAAUCCUUCACAAGGACCUCAAAUCAAAGAACGUCUUCUACGACAACGGCAAAGUGGUCAUCACGGAUUUUGGACUCUUCAGCAUUUCCGGGGUGCUACAGGCUGGCAGGCGGGAGGACAAACUGCGCAUCCAGAAUGGCUGGCUGUGCCACCUGGCGCCAGAGAUCAUCCGCCAGCUGUCCCCUGACACGGAGGAGGACAAGCUCCCCUUCUCUAAGCACUCCGAUGUCUUUGCUCUCGGCACAAUCUGGUAUGAACUCCACGCCAGGGAGUGGCCUUUCAAGACCCAACCAGCAGAAGCAAUAAUCUGGCAAAUGGGCACAGGCAUGAAACCCAACCUCAGCCAGAUCGGCAUGGGAAAAGAAAUCUCGGACAUUCUUCUCUUCUGCUGGGCCUUCGAACAAGAAGAGAGGCCUACAUUCACCAAGCUCAUGGACAUGCUGGAGAAACUGCCAAAGCGAAACCGCCGCCUGUCUCACCCUGGACAUUUCUGGAAGUCUGCAGAGUAG
This is a messenger RNA of Tupaia belangeri chinensis (Chinese tree shrew), 3425 nucleotides long. It is a transcript of the gene KSR2, whose product is annotated as kinase suppressor of ras 2. Gene Ontology annotation, molecular function: protein kinase activity; ATP binding. The coding region runs from base 576 to 3425 and encodes 949 amino acids. Gene Ontology annotation, biological process: calcium-mediated signaling; Ras protein signal transduction; protein phosphorylation. The record is from RefSeq and is a predicted model, not a curated record. Lineage: Eukaryota; Metazoa; Chordata; Mammalia; Scandentia; Tupaiidae. The transcript has 19 exons. Gene Ontology annotation, cellular component: cytosol; plasma membrane; cytoplasm.